AGGUUAUGUUGUUUUUAUAGAAACUAAUUUACAUUUUCGGCCUAUUUUAUAUAAUUUUACACAAAACAAGCACAAAAUUAACUAAGAAAAUAAAUAAAAGUGUAUACAAAAAUUACCUCAAACCGUUAUUUCAUUCGUCAAAUUGGUAUUACUGUUCUAUUUUUGUAGCAAAGUUAUUUAAGGACGAAUCAGUUCCAAAGGUGAAGGCUGGGAAAUAUAGAAGAUACGGCUUUAUUUAUUAUUUCAGCUCAGUUUCGUUACAUUUAGGGCAUGGAUGACCUAAAGUUUAAAGCUGGGGAAAAGCUUGAGGCUUUACAAGUAGCAGCCAAAACUGCAGCUGAUAAUGGAAAAACAAAAGCCGAAGAUAUUUAUCAGCACACCUAUGAAACAAUACGAAAGAUACGAGAAGCGUUCAACGAGAUAUGGCACCACGAGCUGAUCGUGGAGUCCCGGCGUCGUGUAGCCAACUUCACCGCGGAGACGGUGCAGCGCAUCCGGGAGGGAGCGCCCCCCCUGUCGCCGGCGCUGCUGUACAAUGAACUAGUCACGCUGUUUAAGGACAGAGUCUGGCGUCGCAGCAUGGUGAUCUUCAUGUGCGGCGUGGCUUGCGGCUGCGCGAGCGGGAUGGCGGUAGGGCUGCGGGUGGGGGCGCGCGCGCCGCAGGGGCCCCAUGCUAGGCAGCUGCACUCGCAUACUGACCAGUCGGUCAUUAUGGUGGAUGAUGCUGUUGCUUCCGCGGCGUCAACCGGCGAGGUGCUAAUCCGAGUGCAAGCCUUCAGCGUGUGCCCCCUCGACCGCGGCGUGCUGCGGGGGCACGCGGGGGCACUGCGCGGGCUGCUCACGCGGGGGCACGUCACCGUGGGCCGCGGGUUCGCCGGUGUAGUGCUGGACGUGGGCCACGGCGUGUCGGAGCUGGAGCUGGGGGACGAGGUGUGGGGCUGCGUCAGCGAGUGGGCCGGCGGCGCGGCCAGCGAGCUGCUCACUGUCAGGAGUACUCGAGUGAGCAAGCGGCCGCGUGGUCUAGCGGCUGACAGCGCCGCGUCGCUGCCGUGGUGCGGGGCUCUAGCGCUGACCGCCAUAGACAGGCUGAAGUACGGGCCUGACAACUGUAAGGCUAAGAGGAUAGCAAUCUGCGGCGCAGCCAGCGGCGAGGGCUGCCUGCUAAUCCAGCUGCUGAGCGCGUGGGGCGCGCACGUCACCGUCACCGCGCCCCGACACGCCACCAUGAGCCUUAGGGACAUGGGAUCCCAAGACUACCUGGACCUGGACGGGUCAGUGACCCCGUCCUGGCUGUCCGUAGAACAGUUCGCCCUCAACAAGGGCCCGUGGGACGCCCUGCUGCUGUGCGGGGGGCUCGCCUGCCCACCGAAAACACCGGGCUCACAUGCUGCCGUGCUUAAAGCCACGGCUCCGCGCAACAACAUAGUGGAGCUGCGUCCUAAAGCGCUGCUGUCCGACCGACUAGCGGCGCCGUUCACUCUCGCCUUUGCUGCCUCCUUCUACACGUAUAGAGUUAUGAGGUGGCUAGUAGGUCUCGGCUCGCACACGGACUGGCUGGAGAACCAGUACCACCUGCGCGACGGACUCGCCACGCUGGCGCAGCUGGUGGACAAUGGACAACUCACCCCCGUGCUUGAUAAGGUUUUCCUCCCACAAGACUUCGAGUCUGCACUAGCACACGCGUGCAGCGAAGAUGCGAUCGGCACAACUGUGAUUAGGUUCCCCUAGUACCCACCCUGGUCUAGACACAGGCUAGACCUAGGCUCCUACGUGUAUAGAGCGAGACCUAACCAGUAUUUAGGUCUGUUGAGUAAGUGUUUGUAGGCGAUGUUGGUGUGUGUUUGUUGUUGAAAUGUUGAAACGUCCUAGUAGCUGAAGGUCUAUUUUUGAUUAAGAGUUGUUGAGAAAGAGUAAGUUUAUCGUGACUAUGUGAGA
Plutella xylostella (diamondback moth) is the source of this 1935-nucleotide messenger RNA. RefSeq names its product NAD(P)H oxidoreductase RTN4IP1, mitochondrial. Gene Ontology annotation, cellular component: mitochondrion. Lineage: Eukaryota; Metazoa; Arthropoda; Insecta; Lepidoptera; Plutellidae. The record is from RefSeq and is a predicted model, not a curated record. Gene Ontology annotation, molecular function: oxidoreductase activity.